Molecule: messenger RNA, 1038 nt
Organism: Geosmithia morbida
Lineage: Eukaryota; Fungi; Ascomycota; Sordariomycetes; Hypocreales; Bionectriaceae
Product: Mid2 like cell wall stress sensor
Exons: 1
Coding region: 1-1038 (345 amino acids)
Source: RefSeq, a predicted model, not a curated record
AUGCACUCCCCACGACUCAUCAACCUGGCCAUCCUGGUCUGCGGCCUGGUAUCGCUCAGCCGUGCAUCCGAGUUCAGCCUGGCCAUCCGGGACGACAGCAUCAUCGUCCGCGACGACCUCCUAGACAACCUCCUGGACGGGAGCUCUCCGACGGCGGCGCCCGAGGCCGCGACGACGGACGAGGCCGUGGCCACCACGUCUACGGACGCCGCCGGCUCCUCGAGCGCGGACGCGGCCGCGCCCACCACGACCGACGAGGCAGCCGCGUCCACGACGACGGACAGCUCGGCCGGCUCCAGCACCGAGAGCGCGGCCGCCUCGACGACGACAGACGAGGCCGCCGCACCGUCCACCACGACAGACAAGGCCGCCACGUCGACCGAUGGGGAGCCCAGCACCACCACCACCGCCGCCGCCGCCGACACCACCACCACCACGGCGGCCGAGCAGACGACCCAGGACGGCGCCGCCACCGCCACCACCGCCACGAGCGAUGAGCCGGCCGCCUCGACCGCCGACAGCUCCUCGACCGACGAGGCCGUCAGCACCGGUGGCGGCGGCGGCGGCGGCAGCAGCAGCAGCACGACGCAGAAGCUCAUCGUCUCCACCUCGUUCGCCACGGUGACCAUGACCAACGCCGACGGCACCAAGGAGACGACCACGUCGGCCGACAUCACCACCACCACGCCCAAGACGCAGGACGGCAGCAGCAGCGGCGACGACGGCGACGGCGGCAUGUCGGACAAGACGCGCAACAUCGUCAUAGGCGUCGUCGUCGGCAUCGGAGGCGCCAUCCUGCUCGGCGCCCUGGCCGUCGUCGCCUGGCGCAUCCGCUCCCGCAGGAGGGCGGGCGAGGAGUCGGACACGCUCAUGCCUUACACGGGCGGCUACGCCAGCGUCAGCGACAAGAUGGAGCAGACCUACCAGGGUCACGACACGGCCGGCGGGAGGUCGACGACCAGUCCUAGCCCCUUUCAGUCUACCCUCGAGGAACAUCAUCAGCCUAGCAGGCAUGUCAAUACUUCUGCCAACUUUUAA